Ostertagia ostertagi is the source of this 333-nucleotide messenger RNA. The record is from the annotation of a GenBank genome assembly. Lineage: Eukaryota; Metazoa; Nematoda; Chromadorea; Rhabditida; Trichostrongylidae.
AUGCCGCGAGAACCCACAAUUUUGGAGUAUGCGUUAGUAGAGUCAGCGAUGACCACUGGUCAGAACGACUUCUACUAUUCCAACAAAUACGAAGAUGACGAAUACGAGUACAGACAUGUUCAUGUUACCAAGGAGGUCGCCAAGCUCAUACCGAAAAAUCGUCUCAUGUCUGAAACAGAAUGGCGAAGCCUUGGGAUUCAACAGUCGCCAGGAUGGGUCCACUAUAUGAUCCAUGGCCCCGAACGACAUGUUCUACUGUUUCGUCGUCCGUUGCCAAAUAAGAACAACGUCGCCGGUAAAAACGCAACGCAAGCGCAGGUUGGUGUGCGCUGA